AUGAAUUUAAGGAUUGGUUGGAAGAAGUUGGAAAAAGACCAUUUAAAGGCGAAGUGUGUUGUAUGCAAUGUUAUUUUGGCAAGUGGCAAAAGCGAAUUGGAUAAACAUAGUCAAGGAAAGAAGCACAUCAUCAACUCCAAAGGGAUCAAAGGUACUUCUAAAAUAUUAACAAUGUUUAGUGAUAUACAAGAACCAAAAAUUAAAAAUAACGAUAUUAAAAUUUCUGCUUUCUUUGCCGAACACAAUUUGGCAUUUCAUUUGAUUGAUCAUUUAACACCACUUUUAAAAGAAAUAUUUCCUGAUUCUAAAAUUUUCUCUAAGUUAGAAUUACAUCGCACUAAAUGUACCAGUAUUAUAAACAAAAUAAUAGCACCUAUUGAAACAUCUGAUAUUACGGAUAUUAUAUCAAAGAAUCCGUUCUCAGUUCUUGUAGACGAGAGUACUGAUAUUUCAAGUCAGAAGUUUUUAUGUUUGAUAUUAAGACUUGGACAUCCAAAUUAUGGUACUAUACAUACUAAAUUACUUGAACUUGUUAGCAUAGAUGCAAGGGACUGUUCAGCUAAGAGCAUUUAUGGGGAAUUCAAAGAAGUAUUAAUAAAAAAACAUAUUCCUUUGGACAAUAUCAUUGGUGUUGCAUGUGAUGGAGCAAGUGAAUGGUUGGAAAACACAACUCAUUCAUGA
Molecule: messenger RNA, 681 nt
Organism: Macrosiphum euphorbiae (potato aphid)
Lineage: Eukaryota; Metazoa; Arthropoda; Insecta; Hemiptera; Aphididae
Source: the annotation of a GenBank genome assembly